UCACGGCACCUCAGGAGAGCGCGGGGGGGGGAGGGGCUCCAAUAAGACCCCAAAUUUGGGUGUUUUGGGGUUUUUUAUCAGAAAAAAGGACAUUUCUGGCAUUUAUGAUGUCAAGGGAGCCCCCAUCGCCCUCAUCCUGAGGAAAAAUGAACCGUUCCUGGUGUUUUUCUGAGGAAAAAGGGAAUUUGGUGACUUUCCUUUUUUGAGGGAAAAGGAAACUUCAAGGUCCCCCAGAGAUGACAGAAGAGCCUCGUCUCUUCAAGCUGGCCCAGCGAGGACAACUGGAGCUGCUGAAGGACGCCCUGCGAGGUGGGGACGCCGCCGGGCAGCGCUGCGGCCGCUCGGGGGACACGCUGCUGCACCUCGCCGCCCGCCACGGCCACCUCCACCUCCUGGCCUGGCUGCUGGAGGAGCUGGAGCUGGACAUGGAGGUGGCCAACGGUGACUACAAGAGGCCCCUCCACGAAGCCGCCUCCGCCGGCCACGGGGAGUGCGUCUCCUACCUCCUGGCCAAGGGGGCUUGCGUGGAUGCCUUGAAAAGGGGAGACUGGACUCCCUUAAUGAUGGCCUGCACCAGGCAGAACCUGGAGGUGAUCAAAGACCUCGUGGAGCACGGAGCCAACCCGCUGCUGAAGAACAAGGACGGCUGGAACUGCUUCCACAUCGCCAGCCGGGAGGGCCACGGGCAGGUCCUGAGCUACCUGCUGGCCGCCUCCCCGAGCAGCUGGGACACGGAGAGCACGACCAGGAGAACUCCUCUGCACACAGCAGCGAUGCACGGCUGUCGGGACGCAGUGGAGCUGCUCCUGGAGCGGUGCGGGUACGAGCCGGACAGCAGGGACAAUUGUGGAGUCACUCCCUUCAUGGACGCUCUCCAGCACGGGCACGUCGACAUUGCCCGGCUGCUCCUGGAAAAACACGGGGCUUGUCCCACAGCCGUGGAUGCUCUGGGAGCUCAGGCUCUGCACCGGGCGGCCGUCACAGCGCAGGACGGAGCCAUUCGGUUCCUGGUGGCCGAGCUGGGCGUCGGGGUCAAUGAGAGAGCGACAGCCCUGCAGCUCACGGCACUGCACUACGCAGCCAAGGAAGGACACACGGACACCAUCCGGACGCUGCUGUCCCUCGGUGCCGACCUCGAGGCGAAGGACGGGAAGGGUCGCUCCGCCCUACACGCGGCGUGUGGCGGGCAACACGCGGCCGCCGCGCGGAUCCUGCUCGGCGCCGGGCUGCGGGACGGCCCGGAUGGUGCGGGCACCUUGGCACGGCAGCUGGCGAGGAAGCCCGAAAUCAUCCAGGUUUUCCAAGAAAAAGAUGUCAGCGCGUGAGGAGAAAAAGAAAAAGGAAGAAAAGAGAAGGAAAACCCUUUAAUUUCAGCGUGGUUCGUUAGCUGUCGCUUAAUGACGGCUCUGAUGGUGGGAUUUUUGGCCAAGGGGUGAGCAGAGAAACCACUCCUGGACAUCCUGAAGGACGAGAUCACAGCUGGGUCAUUUUUACAUCCCUUAGGGAUGUGUUCUCUGCAAACCUGUUGCGCUGCUGUAAGUGAUCAGAGGGAAAAAGAUGGGAAAAAGAGGUAAAAAGAUGGAAAAAAGAGGUAAAAAGAGGGAAAAAAGAGGGAAAAAGAGGGAAAAAGAGGUAAAAAGAGGGGAAAAAGAGGGAAAAGGAGGGAUUUGUUAUUCCAAUUCCUCCUGCAGCUUCCCACCAGCAAGGAAACAACUUUUCUCUUUGAAAGGCAGAAGGAAAUGGCUUCAGAUUUAAUGUAACCACUGAGUUUUAGUUUGGAACACACAAAAAUAGGAGCUACUGUAGCUGCUGGGCUUGUUUGUAUCUACCUGGACUUCAAAAUGGGGUUUUGUAGGGAAACAAAGCUUGCGCGGGAUGUCAACAUGUAACAAGGGGUUGUAUCGGCAGCUCCGCUGCCAGCAGGUGAUAAAAUGGCUCUAAAAAAUAAAAAUAAAGCUGGCCUGGGUGAGAAAAA
Messenger RNA from Anas platyrhynchos (mallard), 1975 nucleotides. The record is from RefSeq and is a predicted model, not a curated record. Lineage: Eukaryota; Metazoa; Chordata; Aves; Anseriformes; Anatidae.